This is a messenger RNA of Phacochoerus africanus (Common warthog), 2368 nucleotides long. RefSeq names its product alpha-N-acetylgalactosaminidase (gene NAGA). Gene Ontology annotation, cellular component: cytoplasm. Bases 627 to 1862 code for a protein of 411 amino acids. NCBI's taxonomy places the organism in Eukaryota, Metazoa, Chordata, Mammalia, Artiodactyla, Suidae. The transcript is spliced from 10 exons. Gene Ontology annotation, molecular function: alpha-galactosidase activity. Gene Ontology annotation, biological process: glycoside catabolic process; glycosylceramide catabolic process; oligosaccharide metabolic process. The record is from RefSeq and is a predicted model, not a curated record.
GUGUCUAGAUGAGUAUAACCGGUGGCCCAAGUGUCAGGCAUGGGAGGAGAGCCUCCUGGCUUGGCAAGAACUGUGUCCUCCACCUGGUUUGCUUUCCCCCACUCAUCCUUUUCGUAGUGCCUAUUCAUCUUCCACUACUGUUUUUUUUAGCGUCUUACUACGGGCCAUUCCGUCAUUUUUCUUAGCAAGGUCCUCCGCAGGUAUUCACGCCAGAGCUUUUUAUUGAGCAUCUACAGUGCACUUUGUCGCCUUCAGGGACCCCGCAGAGGUGCAAGGACUAGCCUCACGCAGAGGCGGGGGAAACAGGACAUCCAGUCCCCAAAGCCUCUGGGCCCCUGCCUGCCUGCCUUGAGCGCGCAGAGCGGGAGCUCGAAGGAGGCGGGGCUUUGGGAGGUUCGGAGGGACGCGACGUUGCCAGGGGGAUUCUGAUAGGCUCCGUCGGGGAAGGUUGGCCGCCGCCAGGCCCCGCCCCCUGGAACUCAGUAGGCGAAUCCGGCGAUUGCUGCUAAUCGGCGCAGAAGGCUUUAGUGGGCCGAGGUUCCCAGGGCCUCGGAACUGCCCAACAUAUAAAGCUUGGUAAAGGCAGAGCAGAUCUGGUCAGGUUCUGAAACGCUGAGUCCAGAGCAAUGUUGCUGAAAACAGUGCUCCUGCUGGCCUUGGUGGCCCAGGUGCUGAUGCUGGAAAAUGGACUCCUGCGGAAGCCACCCAUGGGCUGGCUGGCCUGGGAACGCUUCCGCUGCAACAUUGACUGUGACGAGGACCCAAAGAACUGCAUCAGCGAGCGGCUCUUCAUGGAGAUGGCCGACCGGCUGGCACAGGACGGAUGGCGGGACCUGGGCUACGUGUACCUUAACCUCGAUGACUGCUGGAUUGGUGGACGUGAUGCCAAAGGCAACCUGAUGCCUGAUCCCAAGCGCUUCCCCCAUGGCAUUGCCUUCCUGGCUGACUACGCUCACUCCCUGGGCCUGAAGCUGGGCAUCUAUGAGGAUCUGGGCAGCUUCACCUGCAUGGGUUACCCGGGCACCACGCUAGACAAGGUGGUCCAGGAUGCGCAGACCUUUGCUGAGUGGAAGGUGGACAUGCUGAAGCUGGACGGCUGCUUCUCGACCCACAAGGAACGGGCUGAGGGGUACCCCAAGAUGGCUGCUGCCCUGAAUGCCACAGGCCGCCCCAUCGCCUUCUCCUGCAGUUGGCCAGCCUACGAAGGGGGCCUCCCCCCCAGGGUGAACUACAGCCUGCUAGCGGACAUCUGCAACCUCUGGCGCAACUAUGACGACAUCCAGGACUCCUGGUGGAGCGUGCUCUCCAUCCUGGACUGGUUCGUGGCCCACCAGGACAUUCUGCAGCCAGUGGCAGGCCCCGGGCACUGGAAUGACCCAGACAUGCUGCUCAUUGGGAACUUUGGCCUCAGCUUCGAGCAAGCCCAGUCCCAGAUGGCCCUGUGGACAGUGCUGGCGGCUCCGCUCUUCAUGUCCACGGACCUGCGGACCAUCUCUGCCCAGAACGUGGACAUUCUGCAGAAUACGCUCAUGAUCAAGAUCAACCAGGAUCCCUUAGGCAUCCAGGGACGCAGGGUUCUCAAGGAGAAAUCCUUCAUCGACGUGUUCAUGCGACCCCUGGCCAAUGAGGCCUGCGCCUUGGUCUUCUUCAGCCGCAGGACGGACAUGCCUUAUCGCUACCACUGCUCCCUCGGCCGGCUGAACUUCACCGGCUCCAGAGUGUAUGAGGCCCAGAACGUCUACACGGGUGACAUCGUCAGUGGCCUCCGUGUUACGACCAACUUCACGGUGACCGUCAACCCGUCGGGGGUGGUGAUGUGGUACCUGUACCCCAUCAAGACGCUGGGGACGCCCCCGCAGUGAGGAGCUGGGACGUGUGACAGGCUGCGGCCGCACCGCGGAGCCGGGACCGCGGAGGGCCCACGUGCUGAGGGCCAGUGGGCGGGGGCUCUGCUCCCCAGGCCCGCUCGGCGGCCUGACCCCAUCGGACGCCUUCUCAGGCCCGGUUCUGUGCCCGCCCAAGCGAGGACCCUCUGGGGAACGUGCGGAGAUUCCUGGGGCCUUGCCGGCCUCUGCCUCGUCUGCGCAGCCCCACAGGUACUGCUGAGCAACUGGGCCAGCCUCCUGACCCACCACCGCCGGGGGGCACUGACACGUGUCAGGACUCCAGCCGCUCACCUUCUUUCUGUUGACUCUGAAAUCAGGAUUUGGAAUUUUUCUUAUAACGGGGCCUGGCGCUCUGACCCCUUGUCAGGAACGCAAAUGAUUUAUGUGAUUGACUUUCCUGCCAAGAGAAGGCCUUGCAGGCUGACGGUGCCUGGGAGUGACCUUGGUGUCCUCGGGUCACCAAUAAAGCUGUUCUUCAGUCA